CGGAAGGGGAGCACCGCUGAGUUUCAUCUGAGUUUUCACCACAGCUGUAGAACCAUCUACAACAUCGUUUCUGUCCAUCGAGACCUAUCCCGAGGCGAUGGGGAACGAGGCCAGCAUGGAAGGGGAGGGACAGGCGGGACAGCCCGGCCCCGCCGUCCCUGCAGCAGGGGCUCCGGCUUCCAUUUCAGCACCACCGGACUCUGGACAGCUCAUCAAGCCCAGCAAUGGAGCGCCAGCCGGAGGAAGUGGGGCUGGACCCGGGCCGGGGAUUAACAGGCCACCUCCAUCAGACUCAGGACCUAAAGCAGGCGGCCAGAUUGGUCAUGGGACAGGUGACAGGUUGGCUUCCCAUGACACCCCACAGCAUGCUGCGCCUCAUGGAGAGCAGGGCCAGGGCCAUGUGGCCAGGAAGAGUCUGCAGGUGGACGUCGGUAGUAGCAGAACUGGGAGGUCCCCUUCUGCAUCCCCAGACCGAGGCAGUGUCCCCACCUCCCCCUACUCUGUGCCUCAAAUAGCACCCAUGCCCAGCAGCAAACUGUGCCCCGUCUGCAAAACCACCGACUUGAUGGGCACUGGGGAUGACAAGCCGAACAUCAACACCUGCACGCAGUGCCGCUCCAUGGUGUGCAACCAGUGUGGCUUCAACCCAAACCCUCACCUAACAGAGGUCCAAGAGUGGUUAUGUCUAAACUGUCAAAUGCAGAGAGCACUGGGGAUGGAUAUGACCACACCACGUUCCAAGAGUCAGCAACAGAUUCACUCUCCUUCUCAUGCAACCAAUCCAGACCCUAAACCUAACGCUUCAGCUCAGCCCGCACCUCAGACACAUACACCUCCUCAGACGCAGCCUCCAUUGCAGGCCCAUCCAGUGCCUGGCCCUACCAAACAGACUGGUCCAGCUGGCGCAGGUCAGCAGCAAGCAAGGCUCCCUCCAGGGGCAGUCCCUCUCCCUGGGAUGGCCAAGGCCCCAUCCCAGCCUGAUUUAUCCCGUAGCUCACCCGCCCACCAACCCCAGCACCCCCGCCAGGACCAGACACGCAGUGCAGGAAGCUCCCCUUCACGACAGCCCCCACCUCCAGAGCAAACCUUCGGGAAGUUGUUUGGCUUUGGUGCGUCUCUUCUCAAUCAAGCAAGCACUCUGAUAUCAGAGACUACUCAACCCCAACAGCAGCCCCCUAAACCAGCCCCCAAACCAGGAGGACCUCCUGGUCCAGGACCUGGGGCAGGUAAACCCUCAGGACCUCAGUCUGCGCAACAAGGGCCUCGACCCCCUUCUCAGCAGCAGCAGCAGCAUGCUCCCCCGGACUCCUCUAAGGCCAAAGCCUCUUGUCCCCUCUGUAAAACAAAUCUCAAUAUAGGCAACACAGCAGAACAACCCAACUACAACACCUGCACACAAUGCCGCUCCCAAGUGUGCAACAUGUGUGGAUUCAAUCCCACUCCACACAUAGUCGAGAAGAAAGAAUGGUUAUGCUUGAACUGCCAGACACAGCGGGCCCUGUCAGGAAGCUUGGGAGAUAUUCCGGCUCCUGUUCCACAGCCCAUGGCAUCCCCCCGGUCACCUGUUCCAGCCAAUCAACAACCACCUCAACAGAAAGGGCCCAAUCAACUAUCAGGGCCCAGGGCCACAGGUCCUCAACAACAACAGAAACCAGCGGGUCCCCAAGUAAGUGGCCCUCUCUCUAAUGUGAAACAGGCUGGGCCUACCUCUGAAACCAAAGGUUCUGCCCAACUUAAGAGUUCAACCCAGCCACCUUCCCAAGCUAAGGGUCCAACACAACCCACGGCUCAGAGUAAGGGACCUGGUCAGGUUAAAGGUCCUACUCAGUCACACGCUCAAAGUAAGGUCCCUGCUCAGCCAGCUAACCAGACGAAGGGCCCGAGCCAGGCCAAAGGGCUGACUCAGACAAAGGUAUCUGCUCAGCCCUCUGCUCAGACUAAGGGCCCUUCUGGUGCCAAGACUUCAUCUACCCCUGGUAAAGCUGCACCCAGCAAUGCCAAGGCUUCUUCCACCCCUUCAAAAACCAUACCUACUCAGUCUAAACCCACAGGUAACAACCAGGCCCGCAAACAGCCGCAAAGCCAGGAGAAGACUAAAGUUGCAUCUAAAUCUCUAAAAGAAGACGUCAAAGCCUCAACAAAGAAGGCAUUGUCAGAGACUGUCACUUCUCCAAAAGACACGAAGAUAGCUGAAGAUGUGCAGAAGUCAAGACACCAUGAAGAUUCCAACAAAUCAAGUUCUCAGAGUUUAAGUGACACUGGAUACUCUUCAGAUGGCAUCUCCAGUUCUCAUGGGGAAAUUACUGGUCAGAUUCGGGAAGAAGGAAUCAAGCUCAGUGAAAGAGGUGCUUCCAUCCCCUCAGAAAUCACUAAGCUGGAGAGCUCCAUGAAACCUCUGUUGGAGUCAAAGAGUGCUUCAGAUCAGAAGCACAGGCCACAUUCACUGUCUGUAGGACAGGACAUCAGUCCCGAUGAUGAUGCAGCAAGAGAUGAAUCAGAAGAUGACCUCAGUUGUAAGCUUCGACAUGAUUACGUGGAGGACAGCAGUGAAAGUGGUCUCUCACCAUUGCCAGUAAGACAGAAGAAGUCACAUAAAGAUUUAACAGAUGAAGAAUACAUGAGGAGGCAAAUUAUGGAGAUGAGUGCUGAUGAAGAAGAUUUAGAAGAUUAUGGAAAUCAGAAAGUAAAAAAGUCACAUAAAACAAGUGGAGACUUAAACAAAGAGAGGCGACGACUCUCUCAUCAUUCUAAUAGUUUUGAGGAUGACGCCAAGGUUUCAGAAGGGGCUUAUAAAGCAAAUGAAGAAGAAGACGUUGUAAUCGCUGGAGGCCUUCGCCGCUUUAAAACCAUUGAGCUAAAUAACACCAACAGCUACAAUCGAGACAUGGAGCUCAGUACUGAGCAUGACCUACGAGAACCAGAGCUAGAGAUGGAAAGUCUGACUGGGUCUCCAGAGGAGCGGUCUAAGGGAGAGUAUUCAUCAACUCUGCCUGCCACCACCCCCAGCUACACCUCUGGAACAUCCCCCACAUCUGUGUCAUCCAUGGAGGAUGACAGUGACAGCAGCCCUAGCCGUAGGGCGCGACUAGAGGAGGCCAAGCAGCAGAGAAAGGCUCGCCAUCGUUCCCAUGGGCCCCUGCUGCCAACCAUUGAGGACUCAUCUGAGGAGGAUGAGCUUAGAGAGGAGGAAGAACUACUUAGAGAACAGGAGCAAAUGAGAGAUUUAGAGCAACAGAGGAUCAGAAGUACUGCCCGAAAAACAAAAAGGGAUAAAGAAGAGCUACGAGCCCAAAGACGCAGAGAAAGGUCCAAAACUCCUCCAAGUAAUCUCUCUCCUAUCGAGGAUGCAUCACCAACAGAGGAGCUGAGGCAGGCUGCUGAGAUGGAGGAACUUCACAGAUCAUCGUGUUCAGAGUACUCACCUUCUAUGGACUCUGAGGCAGAAGGCUUUGAGAUAAUUGGUGGAAAGCUUUACAAAUCAGGAAAUGAAUAUAACCUUCCAACCUUUACUUCUCUCUACUCUCCAACAGAAAAGACAGCAGUUUUACCGUCUGAUAAAACACUGAAAAGUGCAGAGGAAGUGUACGAGGAGAUGAUGAAGAAAGCACAGCUCAUGCAGAGGCAGGGACAAGCUGUUAAUCAGCAGAAAAGUACCUCUCAGUCUGAUGAUAAGCAUCAUCUUGAAGCUGGAACUGCACUCACCCCUGGCUCAAGCCCAACACAGGUUACUGCACCUAUGUCCUUCUCUACAACAGGCAGUGAUCCAAGAAUUCCAGGUAUUCAUGCAGCACAGCAUCUAUCAAAAGAAACACAAAACAGGAUGAUGACACAGAGUGCCAAAAUUGAAGGUGUUGUUGGAGUUGCCACAACAAAAGCUGCGAGUCAUACUGUCACAAAUCGCCAGACAGGUGGCCCGGUACCUGCUGGCACCAAGGUAGGCUCCCAGAGGCCAACACAGGCACCAUCUGACCCUGGAACAACCUCCCUGACCUCCAGAGUCUUUUCCCUUUUCAAAGGGCCUAGCCCCCCAGUCUCUCCCACUGCUUCUCCAGUACAAAGUCCAACUCAUGCCCCAUCUGUGCGAUCCACUAGUAGUGGUGGCAGGCAACUGCCAUCUCUGCCUGGUGGUCCUACAUCAGCUGCAGCAUCCCAUGGGGCUCAGGCACCUCAAAGAGCAGUUUCGCCACGUCUCAUACGACAGCAGUCCUCCCAAGAUUCACCGGUGAUGGUGAUAACUCUCGGUUCUGAAACAACUAGUCCUGCCAAGCCACUUACUGUAAAUUCUUCCACUUCGCCUUUGUCAUCUCCAACACAAGCAAGUUGUAAAACACUGUACAGCUCGCAUCCCUCUUCAACAAGUUCGCCAACAUCACCUCAAAAACACCCAUCACAACAGUCCCUGAAACAUUCUUCUCAGAUGGCUCAGAAUGUUGAAAAAGUUAAUGUUGGUAUAAGUGCUGGAUCUGUGGAGAUAUCUCUAGGUAAAAUUUCAAAUAUUCAAGGCACUUCAAAGGUUGUAGGUCAGGGUGAAACACUUCCUGGCACUAAUGUUGUGGAUUUGAGGGCCCCAAUGAGGCCAGCUCCAAUUAUAAUGACAGACCAGGGAAUGGACCUAACAUCCCUUGCCUCUGACACAAGACGAUACUCUUUAGGAGCAGAGCAGCCAGCUGGUAGACACACAGCAGUGCAACCUCUUAUCAUGAACCUGAAUGCACAAGAGCAACCACACGUAUCUGUAUCAACACCAACCACAGUGAGUGUCACAGUCGCAGGUUCAACAUUCAUAUCCCAACCAAAGCAGCCUGUCGUGUAUGGAGAUCCCUUACAAAACCGUGUGGAUCUUGGGCAAGGUGUCGGAUCAGCUGUCUGUUUAACCCAAGUAAGCCACCAAUCACAGACCCAUCUAUUCCCAAAAUCGAUGCCUCAGCAAUCCUCUUUUGCUCGCUAUAAUUUGGCUAAUCAAGUCCAGCCACUGCUGAUAAAAAAAGACCUUGUAGUGAACCAGACAAGCAGUGCCCAGCCUGGAGUGACUGCUAGUGCCAUACCUAGAGUCUCCCCACUGGCUCCACCAUCAGCUUCUGGGGCUCCUGCUUCUAAUGUUCCCCACGAAUUGUACGGUGGAGUUGCCUUAGAACUAAAAAAUAAGCCAACAGUAAUGAACCUAUCCACAGGUAAGCCCCAUGUGAUGAUGGUGCACCUUGAUGAGAGUAAUCCAUCACAAAGUGGCACAGUGACUCAACUGAUAAAGCGAGAGGAACCUCCUCCCCCUCCUCAGGUCUUGGAUCUUACUGGACAGAUCAAACCAGAAAACCAGGUGGCUUGCUGUGAUGUUGUUUACAAAUUGCCCUUUGGUGGUUCCUGUUCAGGGUCACUCACUCAGAAGUCUACCACACCAUCCAUGUCGGAUACUAAUCUGCCUUCCAUGACCGAUGCUAGCCACUACCAGAGUAAUCUCCAGGGUGGUAUGGCAGUAGAUCUUAGCAGUAUAAAUCAGGUUUAUGAAGGUGGAUACCUUGGCAUGGGAGCACAGUAUGGUUCCUACACAGACUUGCGUCACCAAGGAGAUCUUGGAGGCCCUUCGUUACCCCUUCGCCGAUACGGUUCCAUGUCAAAUAUCAGUUCAGACUAUGCCUACAGUUCACGUGACCUAACAGUAUCACAGGACUCCAAUUUGGCUCAGUAUAGUGCGACCACUGCCAGGGAGAUCAGUCGCAUGUGUGCAGCUCUUAACACAGUGGAUCAGUAUGGGAACCGGUAUGGAACUAACGCAGAAUUACCAUAUGGGGCAGGAAGGGGUGGACCUUUAGCAAGGUUAAAUCUCCAGCAAAGCUUAGCAUCAAUAAGGGCAAAUUUACUCUAUGGACCAGAUGGAAGACCAACAGCAAAUGGCCAAACCCUAACAAAUCUAAUAAAUGCUAGACAAGCUAGUAUACGCGCCUUGUACCCUGCUGCUUUGAGGGGAGGUGAUGGCAUGAUAUAUUCUACCAUAAAUACUCCCAUUGCCUCUACCUUGCCAAUUACUACACAGCCUGCCUCUGUCCUGCGCCCCAUGCCGAGAGGAAUUUACAGACCGUACCCUACAGGUGUGACUGCUGUGCCAUUGGCUAGUCUUACAAGGUUGCCUCAGUUGACUCCCAGGAUGCCUUUGUCCACGCAGGGAGCAUAUUCAUACCCUCCUCCAAACCAAUAUCAAACUUCUGCCACACCAUCAGGAAGCAUGCCCAUGGUAAGCAGCUCCCACCAAGAAACUCCAAUGUACCUCGGAAAGCCUUUAACAACAGUUGCUCCACAAACAGUUACAACAAUUGCACCAUCACAAACUGCAGUACAAAGUGUUGUUGCCACUGGGAUGUACACAACAGCUGAUCAUCAAAUAGACCACGCUAAGCUCUCAUCACAGAGUAUUACAGCUCUCUCUCAAGCUCAAAGCCAGCCUCCAACUGUCCAGCCAGUGCAGGCACAGCAGUUACCUGCUCAAACUGAGCCUUUAUCCCUCACUCAAACCCAAACUCAAGCACAACCUGUCAGUCAGCCUCAACAGUUAGUUUUGCCGCAAAGUCAGUCGCAAGCACCACCACAUGGUUCUGCACAAGCACCAAGCUCCAAACUUUCUCCACCCACAGAUGCUCAGAAAGGUAAGGAAGAUGAGAGACUGAGUCAGCAACAAGAGCACAUGCUGCAGUUAGAACGAGAACGGGUUGAACUAGAAAAAUUACGACAGUUACGUCUGCAAGAGGAGCUCGAAAGAGAUCGUAUGGAGCUUCAGCGUCACAGAGAAAAAGAACAGCUCCUGGUUCAGCGUGAGAUCCAAGAGUUGCAGACGAUCAAACAGCAAGUCCUACAGCAGCAGCAAGCUGAGCGCGAAACGCAGCUCAUUAUGCAAAGGGAACAACUAGCUCAACAGAGAAUGCAGCUUGAGCAAAUCCAGUCAUUGCAGCAGCAGCUCCAGCAGCAGUUGGAGGAGCAGAAAAGGCAAAAGACGGCAGCAGUGGAGGCAGCAGCGGCAGCUGCGGCGGCUGAAGCUGCCGCUGCAUCUGCUGCAGCCGCAGCAGCAGCAACAUCUGCCCAAGGUGCUAUGCAAGGGGUUGUUGUUGGAGGAGGUCCCCCUCAAGGGUUUAUUAUUUCUCGACCUAUUCAUAGUUCAGCCUCUGAAAUGUCUUUAAAAAGCAGUGACAAACAGGUUGAUUCUAAGAUUAUGAAAAAGCAGAAUUCCAUGCCUCGGCUGAGGGAUGGCUCAGAGGAGGACUCUGUGAAAAGGAUUACAGACAGCUGUGUGCAAACAGAUGAUGAAGAUGGAGAGGAAAGAUUCAUGAACAGGCGCAGGAGAACUCGACGAAUUGCAGACUGCAGUGUACAGACUGAUGAGGAGGACCAGGCAGAAUGGGACCAGCAGCCCGUAAGGCGCAGGCGAUCACGUGCAUCCAAGCACUCUGAAUCUAGUGGUGAGGCUAAAUCUGAAGGAUCAUCUAAAGUGGUUUCUGCAAGCAUAGCUAUUCAGACCACAAAUGAUUCAUCAUGCCAAACAGAACCUGACCAACUAGGCAGGGUUUCACCUGCAAUCCACAUUACAGUGGCAGAAACCUCAAAGGUUGACCUAUUACAUUACAUUGCGGCUCCUGAAAGAACGCACAAAGGAGAGAGUCUGGCCUGCCAGACAGAACCAGAGUCUCAUUCCCAGGGAGUGGUCGUCCCUCAGCUAAGUGUGCCCACAACUAUCAGCCCCUACUCAACAAGUCUGCAUAUAGUAGGUGCAAACACAUCUGACCCAAUCUCCCCUAGACUCCAAGGAGUUGUUAAGUUUGAGAGAAGGAAACCAGACCCCCUGGAAAUUGGCUAUCAGCAGCAACAGAAUGAGUCUCAUUCUCGCCAGCCCCCCAAAUCUCCCCAAGUGCUAUACUCCCCUGUAUCUCCACUGUCUCCUCAUCGCAUGCUAGAGACAACAUUUGCCUCACAGGAGAAGCUUAACAAGGCCCACGUAACGCCCCAGCAAAAGGCCUUCACCGCCGAGUCACCCCAACGCCACCAGACCCUGCCAAGACCCAUAAAAAGUGUGCAGCGUUCGAUGUCGGAUCCAAAGCCUCUCAGUCCUACAUCAGAGGACCCUGUCAAGACCAGGUUCUCCCCAUAUCACCAACAAGCUGUGUCCAACAGUCAGAUGGCCUCCCUGCAGCAGCAGCAGAACUCUCUGAUGAGGAAAGUAAAGAGGACUCUCCCCAGCCCCCCUCCAGAGGAGACUCCACUUCCCAUUGUUACUCCAGCACAAAUGUACAGCUCUCCUGGCAUGCACCAGAGGGUCCUUCCAAGACCCGCCCAGGGUGUCACCAAGGCUGGCCUUCUGAGCGAACUAAAAGCUGUGGAACAAGAGUCAUCGAAGCUUCGUAAGCAGCAGGCUGAACUGGAGGAAGAAGAAAAAGAGAUUGACGCCAAGCUACGCUAUUUGGAGCUAGGCAUUACGCAACGAAAGGAGACUAUGGUGAAGGAGAGAGAGAGGAGAGAAUUGGCCUACCUGCGAUGUAUGGGUGAUGCCCGAGACUACAUGUCAGACAGCGAGCUCAAUAACCUUAGGAUGGCAGCUGCAACUGGAACCUUUGAUGCUAAUGGUUUGUUGACAAGGCCCAGCACCGCCCCACUGAGUCAGUUUACGAAUGAUCUCACUGCAACUUCCCAGUAUCCCUCAACUUCAUCUUAUAUGUCUUAUCCAUACCCUCAAACAUCUACACAGCAACCAGGCUCCACUUACCAACAGAUAGGUUUCCAGCCUCCUCAGUACCCUUCAUCCUCUGCACCCCAGCCUGGAACAUUCCAGCCACAUCCCCCACCAGGCCCUGGAUAUCAGAACCAGGGAACUUAUUCCUCACGCAUGUAUGGCCAGUCCUCUUAUCAGACAGACAUGGGCAUGCAACAGCAUGGUCACCAGGGCUUCCAUUCACCUGCUCAACCUAUGCCAGGACAGAGCCUUCCUUAUCCCACUCACAGUUCCUACCAGCCUGGCCUCUCCUAUCAGCCCCAGGCUGAGAUCCUCACCGUCCAUCAAAGACCAAGGCAAACAUCUUUGGCUGACCUUGAACAAAAGCUUCCCACCAAUUAUGAGGUCAUCAGCAACCCUGCAGUAUCAGUGGCUACAUCAGCUCCAGAUAGCAACUAUGGUUCAGCUUAUGGCAACGCAUAUGGACAAUACCGCCCACCUGAGCCAGGCUUGACUCAUCCUGUGGAGAGCCCCACAUCUGCUUAUGCUACAGAUGGUCUCUACACUUCUAACCUAGAGCAGAGUAUUCCUAGGAACUAUGUCAUGAUCGAUGACAUCAGCGAGCUGACAAAAGACAGUGGGCAACCCACAGAUGCUCUGGGUCAUCCAGUCGGAGGGCGGUAUCGCAGUGAGAAUGGCCCCGCUCGAGGAAGUGCAUAUAGCAGGCCAGAUGAUGAGCCCGUGGACGCUUAUGGCAAACCUAUAAGUUCCACAGGUUACCAGACCACAGUGGACAGUCGCACUGGCACCACAGUGAGUGGAGGCUCUUCCUAUUACUAUGAUGAUUAUAAACACUCAUCACGCAGCAGCUCUAACAGCCACAAAUUAACUUCCAAGAAUCUUGCCCCUGCCGUAGUCUCCUCUAAACGUAGUAAACACAGGAAGCAGGGAAUGGAGCAGAAAAUUUCUAAAUUCUCCCCUAUUGAAGAAGCACGGGAUGUGGAGUCUGACCUUGCCUCUUACACAAUGACAACAUCAACAGGGGGUUCCUGUACAGUGGUGUCCAGAUCCAAGAAACUUCAGGAUGAUGCCACCUACGGGAUGAAGAAAAGUGCAUACGACCAGCAGAAAUAUUAUGGCACCAGUCGUGAAGGUCUUGAGGAAGAGGACCGCAUGUAUAGCUCUGGUAGGUCCAGGUCUACAGGAUAUGGUAUGGACAAGAUUUCUUCCAGAGAUGCCACAGGGCACCGGAGUAAAUCGUAUGAAAGAGAUGCUAUGGAGCGAUCUCAGAGAAGCAGCCGCAGUGGAAGGCCUCCUAUGCGCCAGAAUUCAGAAGAGGAGAGCCCGCUCAGUCCGGUUGGAAAGCCUGUCGGCAUGGGAAGAAGCUCUGGCAUAUCAGAAGCCCAUGAUGUGAGAAACCAGUACGGCUCCAGCCAUUCACUUCCAGAUGUACAGGACCAUCAUAAGAAGGACCUGCCCAGGAGUCAUGUCUAUAAACCAGAUGACCCUUAUCUUGUAGAUGACAUGCAUUGUGCUGUUUCUGACAGUGAAGCCUAUCAUUUGGGUCAAGAGGAGACUGACUGGUUUGAGAAACCACGGGAGGCCCGUUCUGAUCGCUCAAGACAUCAUGGAAGUGGGAGUCACUCGUCCACAGGCAGACGUAGUAAACAUACUUACCAUGAUUACGACGAGCCUCCAGAGGAAUACGGUCCACAGGAUGAGUACAACCAACGCCACUCAUCCUCCACACCACGGGACCACCGUCACCACAGCAGCACCCCUGGCAGACACAGCUCUUCCCGCCACACCACAGAAGACUCCAGGUCCUCUCGGUCUUCCAGGACACACCCCAAAGACCCAUCUGGCCGUUCUGAUGGCCGGAGCUCUUCAUCUUUACAAAGAAGGACCGGUGCAGACUCCCGUUCUGCCCAGGGAAGCCCUCGGAACUCAGGAGACUUCUCUCGUGACUCCGGUCAUCACCAUGGCACUGCAGGAAGGAGUCAGAGGGGACAAGGAGAUCGCUCAACAUCCCGGAGACAGGAUCCCACUGCAACAGGGCCUAAACCACAGCAACAGCAGCCCUCUCAGGGCCAUUCUGGACAGCAGCGGUCAGGUGGGCAGGAACAGUCGGGGAGACAUCCAGGCUCUGAGCCACUUGAUGGUACCCAACAUGCUCAGCAGCAGCACCAUCAGCAGAAUGCACAGCAGCAGCAGCAACAACAGCAACAACAGCAACAACAGCAGCAGCAGCAGCAGCAGCAACCGCUACAGCAAGGCCAAAUACAAAGCAGCCAGCCUAUACCAACAAGUGCAGGGGCUGGACCAGCACAGCAGCAGCCAAAAGCUGGCCAAGCUCCAGCACAGGGACGACAGCCUGGAGUAGGGUCGGCAGCAGGGCAACCUCCUGCAGCGGCAAAAAUGGAAGCCACACCUGCAGCAGCUGCCACAGGAAUGAAACCUACAACAGGAAUCCCAAUAGCACCUCAGCCUACCAAAAUAGCCACGCCACCUCUAACAGGCAUUGGCUCCAAGGCUGCUCCUGUUGGGAUCGGUAGCAAACCGGGAGGUAUAGGCAGCGCUGCAGCAGGCCAGGCACCUGCUGAAGGGGAAAAUGUUCUCACCAAAAUCCUGCAAGGAGGAGCUGCAGAGCAAGCAGGAAAACUGGGAGAUGCUUUGUCCGGCCUUGGGAAGAAGUUCACUUCAUUCUGGUGAACUGAAGAGAGGAGGGGUUUGCAGAGUGGAAAUAAGUUGGAUUGGUAGCUUUGUACUGGAAAAACCUAUGAAACUGCUUUAAUACAUUUCACUUUUUCGAGGACAGGGAGGAAUGCUGAAUGCAUCAAGGUGGAAUCAAAGGAUGCCUUGUCAGCACUCAAUUCCCCAGACAUGAGCGCACGACUGAAGUGGAUUAAAUAAGGGCGAUCCCUUCGUCAGCACGGUGUUACGAGACCUGAGCAGAGGGCUGAAAGUAAGUGGAGGCUUAUACAGAACUACGGUCCCAGAAUGAUGAUUGCGAAGACAUCUGAGGCCUC
This is a messenger RNA of Oreochromis aureus, 11715 nucleotides long. RefSeq names its product bassoon (presynaptic cytomatrix protein) b (gene bsnb). Gene Ontology annotation, cellular component: glutamatergic synapse; GABA-ergic synapse; cytoskeleton of presynaptic active zone. The record is from RefSeq and is a predicted model, not a curated record. NCBI's taxonomy places the organism in Eukaryota, Metazoa, Chordata, Actinopteri, Cichliformes, Cichlidae. Gene Ontology annotation, molecular function: structural constituent of presynaptic active zone; metal ion binding. Gene Ontology annotation, biological process: presynaptic active zone assembly; protein localization to synapse.